CGUCCCCGUCCCCGUCCCCGUCCUCGGAAAGCUGUCGCCACUUCGCCACCAGAUGGUUCAUCUUCCUCUGGCGUCCCCGUUAUCUCUUCCGAUGUUAGCCAGCGCGAGCAGGAGCUCAACCGGGAUGAUAUGUUGUUCAUCAAGAAUACAACUCGUAAUCCAAACACGUGGAAGCGGCUAGAGAAGUCUACGCGGGAUAAACUCGAAUCGCGAACCUCCUCGCCUUCUUCGGGUGAAGACGAAGACGGAUUAUCGACGUCUCGAGUACGGUCGAAUCGCAAUCGUAAACGUACCAAAGAGGCCGAAGUGACUCGUCUGAAGUGGGAAAAACUCAAGGAGGAGGCUGCAUUGGUAAUCUCCGAUUCAGACGAUAGUUUUCUUGAUGUAAACAAGACCGAAGACGUCGACCGCUGGGGGGAGGAGCUCACUCACAAGCGUAAACGCGGCCAACGUGAUCGGUCGAGGUCCAUCACCCCGCCGCCCGCCUUACCACAGGCUACUUUGCAACAUGCGCGCGAGAUUAUACGGCAAGUGCAAGCGCUCGAUGGACGGCCCCGAGCAUACUCACCCACCAUCGAGCUCGAUGACGAUUCCGACGGCAGCAUUCAACUCGAUCCUGAGCUCGCAGCUAUACAGAAAAACGUGCGUCUUCAAGCCGCGCUGCCCCCGGCGGAAUCGGGCGGUCCUACGGAAGUAGUGAUCACCGUGAAGUGGAAGCCGCAUCCGGCCAAAGGGGAGGGGAACGGCCGACAGACCAGCUGGAUUUUCAGGCUAAAGCGGUACGACACGCUGCGGGCAGUGUUCGAAGGAACGGCUGAUGAGGCGGACAUGCUGGUCGAUAAUGUCGUUCUCAUGCAAGACGGCAUUCGUGUGUUUCCAUCUUCAACUCCGCAUGGCCUCAACAUGUGGGCAGAAGGCGAACUCGAGGCUUGUAAUAAACAAACUUUCGAAUACCUUCGUACCCAUCGGAAUACUCGUGGACGCUCCCCAUCGAUACCACCAGCAGAAUCCCAUGGCCCUCCGCGCUCACCUUCUCUUCUUCCCUUUGCGCCCAGCGAGCAAGACACAUCGGGUUCGGAUCUUGGCUCGGACACCCAGGAGUCGGCUUCAGACACGUUCAAGAUCGUCCUCCGCGCCGAAAAGGCGCCGAAGGAUGUGAUUCUACUCGUCCGACCCACCACGCUUUGCAGUACGAUUGUGGCUGCAUUCCUGAAAGCGAAUGGGCUCGUAGAGCAAUAUCCGGAUCCUGCAUCUACUGCCAAGAACGUACCGCAUCUAGUCGUGGAUGGCGAUCGAAUGCCUCCAAAUGCCCCUAUAUCCGACGCAGAUUUGGAGGAGGGUGACAUGGUCGAAGUGGCUGGAUUAUAGCCAUAACUGUUACGACGAUUUCCAUAUUGUUCUGGGCUUCUCUUCUAUGAUACGUGUAGCAUCCAACGAACCGUAUCUCCC
Messenger RNA from Punctularia strigosozonata HHB-11173 SS5, 1449 nucleotides. RefSeq lists its product as uncharacterized. The transcript has 6 exons. The record is from RefSeq and is a predicted model, not a curated record. Lineage: Eukaryota; Fungi; Basidiomycota; Agaricomycetes; Corticiales; Punctulariaceae. The coding region runs from base 130 to 1368 and encodes 412 amino acids.